Molecule: messenger RNA, 2556 nt
Organism: Pogoniulus pusillus (Red-fronted tinkerbird)
Lineage: Eukaryota; Metazoa; Chordata; Aves; Piciformes; Lybiidae
Product: protein Wnt-11b-like
Exons: 6
Coding region: 485-1528 (347 amino acids)
Biological process (GO): canonical Wnt signaling pathway; neuron differentiation; multicellular organism development
Cellular component (GO): extracellular region
Molecular function (GO): frizzled binding; cytokine activity
Source: RefSeq, a predicted model, not a curated record
CCUUGGUAGAAGUGGACUGGGUUCAUCUCUGCCAUGUGCCACCUGGAACUGGAGUUUGAUCUGACAUGGGACAGCAGUUCAAGCCUCAGACCGUUUCAGGGACCAGCUCUGCCAGGCUAAGCAAAGAUGUGAAUCUGCUUUGUGAUCCAGUAGCCGAAGGUGGAGAAGGGGAUGCAGCACUGGGGCACCUCUGCGGCUCGCAGGACACGAAGGGGCACCCGAGCACGGUGACCGGCCAGCCCCCACCGCCUUUCAGUCACUUCCCAGGCGCUGGUCUGGGGAUGGUCGCAGCUAAUAACAGCCUUGUCCCCUUCCAUCCCCCCGCUUUCCACGGCCCUAACCCGCUGUGAAUGGCACCGAAACCGCCUUUGUUCCUCUCCCCGGGGGGGCAGGACCGAGCUGCCUGCGGCUAUAAAAGGGGGCGGCAGAGCCGAGCGGCUCCGGCCCCGGUUCCUGCCCCAGCUGCGGGGUCCCAGCCCCAGCCAUGGGUUACCCCAGUGCUGCUGCCACCCUGCUCUGCCAGCUUGGGCUCUCCGCAGCCAUCCAGUGGCUGGGGCUGAUGGAGAGCGGGGUGGCCUGGAACGAAAGCCAGCACUGCCGGCUGCUCGCCGGGAUGGUGCCCGACCAGCUCCAGCUGUGCCGGAGGAACAUAGAGGUCAUGCACAGCAUCGUCCUGGCUGCCCACCGCACCAAGAGCAUCUGCCAGAAGACCUUUGCAGACAUGAGGUGGAACUGCUCCUCCAUCCAGCACGCCCCUAGCUUCGGGCCCGACCUCCUGCAAGGAACCCGGGAAUCUGCCUUUGUCUAUGCCCUGGCGGCCGCCGCGGUCACCCACACCAUCGCCCAAGCCUGCGCCUCGGGAGAGCUCCCGCUCUGCUCCUGCAGCUCCAUCCCCUCGGAGGUCCCCAGCCCCGACUUCAGAUGGGGUGGCUGCGGGGACAACCUGGCCUAUGGCCUCCAGCUCGGUGCAGCUUUUGCUGACAGUCCCUUAAAAUCCAGCAAGCUGGGGACAGGAGCGCUGAAGGCCGUGAAUCUGCAUAACAAUGCGGUGGGCAGGCAGGUGGUGAGUGACUCCCUGGAUACCAAGUGUAAAUGCCAUGGUGUUUCAGGCUCCUGUUCGGUCAAGACCUGUUGGAAGGGACUGCCCAAGCUGGAUGAAAUUGCCUCUGACCUCAAAUCUAAGUACCUGGCAGCCAUCAAGGUGAGCCACAGGCUCGUAGGGCACAGGAAGCAGCUGAUAGCCAAAGAAACGAGCAUCAGGCCGGUGCAAGAGGCAGACCUGGUUUACCUCAUCAACUCCCCUGACUACUGCACCCCGAAUCUACACCUGGGGUCUCUGGGGACACAGGACAGGCAGUGCAACAAGACCUCCAUGGGCAGCGACAGCUGCAACUUGCUGUGCUGUGGCCGUGGCUACAACACCUACAGCGAGGAGGUGGUGGAGAGGUGUCACUGCAAGUACCACUGGUGCUGCUACGUGGUGUGCAAGAGGUGCUGGCGGAAGGUGGAGAGAUACGUCUGCAAAUAACACCAGAAGCAGCAGGGCAGGCAGCAGGACUCUGCUGGUGGUAUCCUUCAGGGCACGGCUGGAGACCAAACGCCAGCUGUGAGGGAUGCUCUGAGCUACAGCAAGGAGGGCACUGUGCAGGAAGCCUGGGCUCUUGCAUCACCAUGGAAGACCCCAGACUGAGAGAUGCUGGGAAGCUGGAGGCUGACCUCUGCUCCAUCUCUCCAGAGCAAGACAAAGAGCUGCCCUCCUGCAGCUGAUGGGGAGCAUCCAUCCCUCUGUCUCCAGCUGGGGACAAGCCAUUUAUCACUCUGCAUGUGCUGGCCCUUUUCUCCUGGGCUGAAUGGGGGGGACCUGGGCUGCCAUUGUCUCCUUGCAGGAGGUUUCUGACAGUGGCCUGAAAGCCAGGAGUAAUGGAUGGGAAGUGGGGUGGAAGGAUGCAGGAGAAGAAAGCUGCUCUGGGUGAUGGGGUCAUGGGCAGCUCCUCUAUGGACAGGUUUCUGUUGUGGACUCACCCAACAUUGCUGAAGGUUCCUCUCCAGGGGCAAGCACUGUUCCAGUGCCCUUUGCAGCAUCUGAGAUGAGACACAGGCAGAACUAGGUACUGCUCCAAGAGACACAACUCGUCUACCCUCCCCACAACCUGCAUGGAGACUGCUGCUGCUCUCAGUGGUGACUGAUGAUGGCACACAGACUGAGGGGGCAGGAGCUGUCCCAGAGCUGCAGAAGCAGGGCAGUGUGGCACAAAUGCACCUAGCAGCCUUGUGUUAAUGAGGCAGCCAUGGCAGAGCUGGAACUUCUGCCCUCUGAGCUCAUGUUAGAUGUGGAAGCCUACUCAAUGUGUAGAAAUACUCAUGGCUUGUCCUCUCUACUCCUUUUAGGCCACUAAAAUCUUCAUCCCACUUCUUCCUCCCUUAAUAGCAGGCAAGCUGGCACUCUGGCAUGGAGAGAGGACACAACUCCAAGGCCCUUGGGAAGUAAGAAUGAGCCUUUACUCCAUACUUUCUGUAAGUGGGAUUCUGGUGUGUAAAUAAAUGCAUUAUAUCAUA